CAAGCAAUGAGCUCCGGUCCGUUUACUGACCGAGUUGAAGCAGAAGCUCGCGCAGAGGAGGUGGAAAAGUAUCUAUCCGACCACGAGUUCAAAGAUAAAUUUGUGGAGCUGUUGAAGAUUCUUCAUUAUACACCAGUACAUAGCUUACCGUCAGAUCCGGAGCAGCUUUACCGUUUCUUUGCAAAGGCUGUGCUAACUGGGAGCGGCUUUUUCCCGGUUUGGAGCCACACGUCCUGUUGGGUGACCAUUUGGUAGCGGC
Cylicocyclus nassatus is the source of this 259-nucleotide messenger RNA. Lineage: Eukaryota; Metazoa; Nematoda; Chromadorea; Rhabditida; Strongylidae. The record is from the annotation of a GenBank genome assembly.